AUGCAUUUGACGCUUUCGGUGCCGAUCACGAUAAUUGGAUACGAUAUUUACAACAACACCCCAGUUUAUUGGUUCUAUCGGUCGGCCGUAGCCUAUGAAUAUGUUAAUUUUAAGACAUCAAUGAUGCUCGUCCUAUUUGCCACGCUGAAUUCGAUAACGAUAUUCAUGUUCCCGCGCAUCAAUGAUCGAGUCUUUGGCGGGAAAAUGGUUAAUAUCCUCCUCACUCUAAUUUGGAUGAUGUCAAUUGCCGAGACGUGCGUCGAGACAUUUACAGACUGCGAUAAAUCUUUUCGGGCUGAGGACCUGUCCUUCUUCUACAGUUGCACUGAAGAACAAGCGAAAACCUUCCAAUUCCAUAACUUUGACGUGUUCCAACGACUCGGCUAUCCGAUUACGAUACUGUUUACGAAUAUUCUACUUUUUGCUUGCAAAGAAAUGCGCGUCGAAAGCAUCGUGGUGGAAUGGUGUUACUGGCCCAGGGUGUGU
This is a messenger RNA of Mesorhabditis spiculigera, 486 nucleotides long. Lineage: Eukaryota; Metazoa; Nematoda; Chromadorea; Rhabditida; Rhabditidae. The record is from the annotation of a GenBank genome assembly.